AUGUGACGAGUUCGGUACCAGGCAGGUUGUGGGAGGCGCAGGGGUUUGACAUAAACAAACCGCGACGGCGCCGCUGCAGGCGCUAUGGCCGAGGCGGUGAGACCCCAGCGCCGGGCCAAGGCAAAGGCCUCCCGGACCAAAACUAAGGAAAAGAAGAAAUAUGAAACCCUUCAGAGGGAAGAGUCCAUUGAAGGCUCCCUUCCAGAAACCUCCAGAGAGCUGGAAUUCCCUCCUCUGGCAUGUGAAUUCAAAAGAGACAGUCUGAAGGUGUUAACUGACUCCCAGCUACAGAAUGAUGCCAGUGGACCAAAUGAGCAUGAAAUGUUUGAUGUACUACUCACCUCCUUAACUAUAAGCAAAGAAGAGUCUCUGACAAGUGCCCCAGAGACCCUAAAGGAAGGAGAGGAGGUCAGAGCCUGUGCUGGGAACAAUGCAUUCAAGCCCAAGGCCGGCCCUGGAGACAGUGUUGGAACCCAAGUAGAAACCCUCAAGAACUUUACAGAAGUUGAGGAAGAUAAAUUGGCAAAAUGUGGACUUUCUGAAAGCUCACUGAAAUUGAAUUUUUCUUAUACUCAGCAAGAAAUGGAAAAUUUGCAGGUCAUAGAAACUCAGGAUAGGAAAGAAGGCAAACAAGCCUUGGACCUUUCUUCAGAGGUGCUACAAAAUGUGGGCUUGCAGAGUUCUUGUGAAGCCAAAGACAUUUUUCAGCUACCUAGAGUGAAAAAACUGUAUCCCCAGUUGCCAGCUGAAAUUGCUGGAGAAGUACCAGCUUUGGUGGCAGUGAGACCUUUGCUUCAUAAUGAGCGACUCUACCCGGAGCUCCCAUCUCAACCAGAGCUAGUAGCAUUUACAAAAGAACAGCUAAAAAUCUUUGAGCCUGGUUCAUGGCUGGAAAAUGUUGAGUCAUAUUUAGAAGAAUUUGAUAGCAUGGCUCAUCAGGACAGGCAUGAAUUUUAUGAGUUGCUUUUGAACUACUCACGAUGUAGGCAGCAACUGCUGCUUGCCGAAGCCGAGCUGUUUGCUCUGGCAUCUGAUUGCCAAAAUGCUAAAAGUCGACUCUGGCACUUUAAGGAAGAACAGUUAUCUGUACAGGGUAUCUGUGCAGAUCAAGUGAAAGUUUCAGGUUAUCAUCGCUACCAAAGAGUAGAGAUGAAUGAAAAUGCACUGGGGGAGCUAAAGAAGCUAUUUGAUGCCAAAUCUGAGCACCUCCACCAGACCCUGGCUCUGCAUUCUUACACUUCUGUGCUCUCAAGGUUGCAAGUGGAGUCUUACAUCUAUGCAUUACUCAAUAGUUCCGCUGUCCUGAGAACUUUAGCAAUUCAUCAGCAAGGCCAAGCUUCUGAGCAGACAGACAGCGUUCCCUCUGAUCUGUGUCAGCUAAAGGAGUGCGUUAGUGUCUUAUUCAUGUUCACCAGGAGAGUUCAUGAAGACACUCAGUUCCAUGACAAUAUUCUUCUCUGGCUGCAGAAAUUGGUAUCAGUGUUACAAAGAGCUGGUUGUCCUGGACAUCACUUCUUCCUCUUAAACCAUAUUCUUCGAUGCCCUGCUGGUGUUAGUAAAUGGGCUGUUCCUUUCAUCCAGAUCAAGGUGUUGAAUAACCCAUCAGGGGUCUUUCAUUUUAUGCAGUCCCUUGCCCUGCUAAUGUCUCCGGUCAAAAAUCGAGCAGAGUUCCUAUGCCACAUGAAGCCCAGUGAGCAGAAGCCAUCUUCCUCUGGGCCUGCAUCUGGGACGUGGACACUUGUAGACGAGGGAGGAGAAGAGGAUGAAGACCCUGAGACCAGUUGGAUUCUCCUUGAUGAAGAUGACUUGGUUGUCCUUUUAUCACAGUUUCCAUUUCAUGAAUUCUUUCAACAUCUGCUUGGGGUUAAAGCAAAAGGUGAUUAUUUACCUGAAACAACAAGACCUCAAGAGAUGAUGAAAAUUUUUGCCUUUGCUAACUCACUAGUGGAACUUUUGGCUGUGGGGUUGGAAACCUUUAAUAGAGCGCGCUACAGGCAGUUUGUGAAGCGAGUUGGUUACAUGAUCAGGAUAACCCUUGGUUAUGUAAGUGACCACUGGGCACAGUAUGUGAGCCACAACCGAGGUUUGGGAUUGGCCCAGCAGCCCUACUCCACAGAGAAACUACAGGUUGAAUUUGAUGAGCUAUUUUUGAGAGCCGUCCUCCACGUGCUGAAAGCCAAAAGACUUGGCAUUUGGCUGUUUAUGUCAGAAAUGCCCUUUGGGACGCUGUCAGUCCAGAUGCUCUGGAAGCUCUUCUACCUCAUGCACCAGGUAGAGAGUGGGGAUCUGGAGGGGCUCUGCACCACCCUCCAACCCUCCGAGUGCAAGAGGCAGCUCCAAGACCCAGAACAUUUUGUGAACUUUGAGAAGUGUCUUUCCUCCAUGAAUAGCUCGGAAGAGAUUUGCCUUCUGACUACAUUUGCUCAGAUGGCUCAAGCCAGAAGAACUAAUGUGGAUGACGACUUCAUAAAAAUAAUUGUUCUGGAGAUAUAUGAGGUGUCUUAUGUCACUUUGUCCACCAGAGAGACUUUUUCAAAGGUUGGUCGAGAGCUUUUAGGGGCCAUCACAGCCGUUCACCCUGAGGUAAUUUCUAUCCUUUUGGAUAGAGUUCAAGACACCAUUGACCAGGUUGGCAUGGUUUCUUUAUACUUGUUUAAAGAACUGCCUUUGUAUCUUUGGCGACCUUCUGCCUCUGAGAUAGCUGUAAUUCGGUGUUGGUUGUUGAAUUAUAACCUGACAACAGUGAAGAAUAAAUUGGCCUGUGUUAUUCUAGAAGGACUGAAUUGGGGAUUUGGUGAACAGAAGAAUACCCUUCAUCUUGAUGAAGCUGUCCAUGCUGAAGUGGCGUUAAUGAUUCUUGAAGCAUACCAGAAGUACCUUGCACAGAAACCAUAUGCUGGGCUUCUUUCUGAAAGUAUGAAGCAGGUUUCAUAUUUGGCCAGUAUCGUUCGAUAUGGAGAGACACCUGAGACCUCAUUUAACCAAUGGGCCUGGAAUUUGAUCUUGAGGUUGAAACUGCACAAAAAUGAUUACGGAAUACAGCAGAAUCAUCCAAAUGUUCCCUUCUCCAGCACUGUGCCUGACAUGACAGAGUCACCCACGUUUCAUCCUCUCUUGAAGGCUGUUAAGACAGGCAUGCCCUUUGGCUGUUAUUUGGCCUUAGCUAUGACAGCCGUGGGCCACAGCAUUGAGAAAUUCUGUGCAGAAGGCAUCUCCCUGUUGGGAAUUCUGGUCCAGUCAAGGCAUUUGAGAACAGUGGUCCACGUCCUGGAUAAGAUUCUACCUUUAUUCUACCCUUACCAGUAUUACCUUCUGAAGAAUGAGCAGUUUCUGUCACAACUCCUUCUGUUCCUGCACUUGGACAGUGGCGUGCCCCAGGGUGUCACGCAGCAGGUCACCCAGAAGGUGGCACAGCACCUGACAGGAGCCAGCCAUGGGGACAAUGUGAAGCUUCUCAACAGCAUGAUCCAGGCCCACAUAUCUGUAAGCACUCAGCCCAAUGAAGUGGGCCCUGUUGCUGUAUUGGAGUUCUGGGUUCAGGCUCUAAUAAGCCAACAUCUCUGGUAUCGAGAACAGCCCAUCCUCUUCCUCAUGGAUCACUUGUGUAAAACAGCUUUUCAGCUGAUGCAAGAAGACUGUGUGCAGAAAUUACUCUACCAGCAACAUAAGAAUGCUUUGGGCUACCACUGUGACCGGAGUCUGCUCUCUUCUUUGGUGAGCUGGAUCGUGGCAGGCAACAUCACGCCUUCCUUCGUGGAGGGCAUCGCCAUGUCCACUCAGGUCUGGUUUGCAUGGACAGUGUUGAAUGUGGAAUCCAUUUUUGAAGAAGAUUCCCAGCUCCGAAGAGUUGUUGAAGGGGAAUUGGUUAUAAACCCUGCUUUUACCCCUGACCAAGCUCUGAAGAAAGCCCAGGCCCAGCUCAAGCUCCCCAUCGUCCCAUCCCUCCAGAGGCUGCUGAUUUACCGCUGGGCCCACCAGGCUCUCGUUACGCCUUCUGAUCACCCUCUUCUGCCGCUCAUUUGGCAGAAGUUCUUCCUCCUGUAUCUUCACCGCCCUGGACCGCAAUAUGGGUUACCCAUAGACGGUUGUAUUGGAAGAAGAUUUUUUCAAAGCCCUGCUCACAUCAGUUUGUUGAAAGAAAUGAAGAGGCGCCUGACUGAGGUGGCUGACUUCCACCACGCUGCGAGCAAGGCCCUGCGUGUUCCAGCAGAGGGCAGCGAAGGGCCGCCAGCCAGCCAGGCCGGCACCCCUGGUUACCUGACUUCCCCAGAACUGCACACGGAGCUCGUGAGGCUUUUCAAUGUAUACAUAUUAUGGCUAGAAGAUGAGAAUUUUCAAAAAGGCGAUACCUAUAUCCCUUCUCUACCAAAGCAUUAUGAUGUUCACAGGCUAGCCAAAGUGAUGCAGAAUCAGCAGGAUCUGUGGAUGGAGUAUUUGAACAUGGAGCGCAUACAUUAUGAGUUCCAGGAAACUGUUGGUCUGUGGAUACAGGCCAAGCUUGAGUCCCAUUCUGCAACCUGCAGUUUGUCACUGCAGCUGGACUUCUCUGAUCCUUUGCUGGCUAAAGAAAGGGUUUUAAGUAACUUGCAGAAGCAUGAGGCUCCCCAGCCUCCUCUUGUUCUGCACCCAGUGAGGCCUCCGGUACCACUUAUUUCCUCCGCCACACUCCUCAGUCAGAAGGACACUGCGCAGCUGCUGCGCACAGACCUGCAUCUGUUGCAACAGCAGGCCAGAACUGCAGCGCUUCGGGAAUCCCAGCAGGUUGCUCUGGACGGUGAGUUGUUGGACACAAUGCCCAAACAGUAUGUCAACAGAGAGGAACAGACCACACUCCAUUUGGAGUGUAGAGGAAGUAGUGGGAAGAAAUGCCAAGGAGCAGCAGUUACAACAGUUCAGUUUGAAGGUAUGCAUAAAAAUGAAGCAAUAACCCAACAACUUCACGUUCUGCGAAAAGAAGUGAAGCAGCUGCAAGCAGAAGCUGCUAAACCACCAUCACUUAAUAUUGUGGAGGCUGCUGUACAUGCAGAAAACUUGAUUACGGCCUUAGUGAAUGCCUACAAGUUACAGCCUGCUCCUGGGGCCCAGAAGGUUGGCAUUAGCCUCUUCUUUACUGUUGUGGAUUACAUCAGUGAUGAGACACAGCGCCAUCCCCCCACAAGGCAGUUUUUUACUUCAUGCAUUGAGAUCUUGGGACAGGUAUUUAUCAGUGGCACUAAGUCAGAAUGCAGAAAAGUUCUGCAGACCAUUCUGAAGAAUAGAAGGCUCUGCUCUCUCUUGUCUCCUUUCUUCACGCCCAAUGCCGCCCCUGCAGAGUUCAUACAGCUCUAUGAGAAAGUGAUGAAGUUUCUAAGUGAGGACAACAGUGAUGUGAUUUUCAUGCUGUUAACCAAGUUUGAUCUUAAGCAAUGGUUAAACGGCACUAAACCUCCUCUGUCUGAUCGUACCAGGCUUCUGGAGUCAAUUCAUUUGGCACUUACUGCCUGGGGCCUUGAACCAGAUGAAGAUAUUUUGAUGCCGUUUAAUCUUUUCUGUAAGCACUGGACUUACCUUCUUCUCUACCAGUUCCCUGACCAGUACAGUGACAUUCUCAGGCUGCUGAUGCAAAGCUCUGCCGAGCAGCUGCUGAGUCCUGAGUGUUGGAAAGCCACUCUGAGAGCUCUGGGCUGCGGCGCCCCGAACUGCCAGCAGGGGGCAGCAGCUGCAGAGAGCGCAGUGCUUCAAAGCUCUCCUGAUGUUCUCUUGUCAGACAAGCAGGUAAUGGAGACUAUACAGUGGCUCUCAAACUUUUUUUAUAAGCUUCGGUUAUCCACGUUAGACUUUAAAAGCUUUGGCUUGUUCUCAAAAUGGAGUCCUUAUGUGGCUGAUAUGAAGAUGUUCUUGGGCUAUCUUGUAAAAAGGCUGCUUGACUCAGAAAUGGCCUGCUUGGCCCAAGACCCAUCUGCCAGCAGCAAAACAGUACUGAGAUCCCUACAUUCAAUAGUCAUCCAGCUCUUUAAGCCAUGGAUCCUAGUUUUAGAGGACAGUGACAGCAGCCAACGAUACUACCCCUGGCUGGAGAGUGAUGCUGUGGUGGCCGCAAGCUUUGUGCAGUUGUUCACUGACUGUGUUGAUUCAUUGCAUGAGAGGUUUAAAGAUAAGCUGUUGCCAGGUGAUGAUGGAGCCCUUCGGUUACACCUUAUGCAUUACUGUGAAACGUGUACAGCCCCCAGAAUGCCAGAGUUCAUUCUGUAUGCUUUUCAUAGCGCCUACCGGAAGCUCCCAUGGAGGGACCUGCACCCUGACCAUAUGCUCAUGGAGGCCUUCUUUAAAGUGGAACGAGGAAGCCCCAAGAGCUGCUUCCUAUUUCUGGGUUCUCUCCUUUGUGAAGUCAACUGGGUCAGUGCACUCUCUGAUGCCUGGAGUCCCAGUCCCCACCCAGAGACCCGGAGCAUGAUCGUCUGCCUCCUUUUCAUGAUGAUUUUACUGGCAAAGGAAGAUCAACUUGUAGACCAAACAGAUUCAUCUCUACUUUGUCUCCUUGGACAGACAAGCUCACUGUCGUGGCAUCUUGUGGAUAUUGUGUCAUACCAGAGUGUGCUAGGUUAUUUCAGCAGCCAUUACCAGUCAUCCAUCAUCCUGGCAAAGGAAUCUUCUGCUGAAUUAAUUGUGAAGCUCCUGAAAGUUUCUGCAGGCUUUUGUGUUCCUACUGAUGGCCAGAAGCAUCUUGAUGCAGUUCCAAAAUGCCAAGCCUUUAUUCAUCAGAUGGUUCAAUUCCUCAGCAACCUGGAACAAAAUGGAAAAAUCACCUUAGCAGUCCUAGAACAGGAACUGUUUAAACUCUUGGAUGAUAUACUUGUCUUUAACCCGCCUGAUGUGGACAGCCAGACCCGCCACAUGGCCCUCAGCAGUCUCUUUAGGGAAGUCCUAAUGAUGAUGAACAAUGCAACUAUUCCAACGGCAGAGUUCCUCCAGGGCAGUAUCCGGGCCUGGAUUGGGCAGAAAGUGCACGGGCUGGUGGUGCUGCCCCUUUUAACAGCAGCCUGCCGGAGCCUGGCUUCUGUCCGACACAUGGCCGAGACUACAGAAGCCUGCAUCACUGCCUACUUCAAAGAAGGCUCCCUCAGCCAGAAUUCAGGAUGGGGCCCCAUUCUGGUGUCCCUUCAAGUUCCUGAGCUCACCAUAGAAGAGUUUCUGCAGGAGUGCCUGUCCCUGGGCAGUUACUUGACUCUUCAUGUCUACUUGCUUCAGUGUUUAAAUAGUGAACAGACUCUUAGGAACGAAAUGAAAGUGUUGCUCAUCUUGAGCAAGUGGUUGGAACAGGCGUAUCCAAGCUCUGUGCAGGAAGAGGCAAAGCUGUUUGUGUGGUGGCACCAGGCCUUGCAGCUGUCCCUGAUUCAGACGGAGCAGAAUGACUCUGUCUUGAUGGAGUCUGUCAUUCGAAUUCUGCUCAUGCUUCAGAGCAGGCAGAGCCUGCUGGCCGAGGAGAGACUCAGCUCUGGGAUUCUGGGAGCAAUUGGGUUGGGCCGGAAGUCGCCCUUAUCUAACAGGUUCCGAGUGGUUGCUCGAGGAAUGGCUGCCUUCCUUUCCAUUCAGGUUCCUACCGAGGAUCAGAUCCGUUUGAAGCCUGGCGCUGAAUUAUAUCUGACUCCAAAAGCUCAGCAGGCUCUGAAUGCUCUUGAAUCCUUGACAUCAAGUAAACAGUAUGUUGAAUACCAGGAUCAGAUAUCGCAAGCCACACAGUUUAUAAAGCAUCCUGGCCAUUGCCUGCAAGAUGGGAAAAGCUUCCUGGCUCUUCUUGUUAACUGUCUCUAUCCAGAAGUGCAUUAUUUGGACAACAUACGAUAGUAACACUAAGGCUCUUGAAAAACCCUGUUGCUGUUUAUGUUUACAUUUUAACUUUGCUUUUGCACAAGUAACUUUAUUCAGUUUCACUGCAGAGCUCAGUUUAGCCAAUGAAUUAGUUGACUGAGAUGCAGGUUGAGGAGCACUAGAUAAUUCUGUCGUUCAUGUGCACAUGUGUAUGUGUGUGUACGUGUGUGUUUUCUUAGCUCUUAAAACUUCUGGGGACAUACUAGUUUUUAUGUUCAUCCAACAGGAGAAACUUACCCUCAUUUGGUUUCAGAGCCACUCAAAGCUGCUGAAUGUCUCACAAGACUCUAGAUGGGGUUCUUUUGUAUGCCUCCAAUUCUGUCUUCUGUUUUUUUAAAUGUCAAGACUCCUGUGUCAGAUCUAAAUACUUUGGGAAUCAUGUAGAACCCUCACUGUUGAACACCAUUUGUGUUCCUUCAAAGUAAAACACACUUUGAUAAUUGCGUUUCCUAAAUGUGAGGAAAUAGACCAGCUUAAAAAUAUUGUCUUACUUCUUUUAGAAGGGAGAUAAGAAUGCUGAAUUAAAGUGAUUCAUUGACUAAAAUGUGAUCACCUAAUCCUGAUGACAGUGGACAGCAGAGAUGGUGUGAUGACAAGUCCAUUUCCAUCCAUCCAGCUGUGUGUGCUCACGGAGGAGCCAUCCAUCUAAAUCGGGUGGCAUGCUGGUGAUCUGUGUGAGCACAUGCUGGUGAUCUGUGUGAGUGCACGCUCGUGGUCUGUGAGCGCAUGCUGGUCGUCUGAGCGCACGCUGGUGGCCUUGAGCGCACACUGGUGGUCUGUGUGAGCACACGCUGGUGGUCUGUGAGCGCAUGCUGGUCGUCUGAGCACACUCUGGUGGCCUUGAGCGCAUGCUGGUGGUCUGUGUGAGCAUACUGUGCACAGAUGGGUUUGUUGGCCCACAUGUGCAGUGUAGUCAGGGUUACUCUCCUGUUCACUGUUGACACACGUUUCUGUUAUAUCUACCCCAGUCCAUUUCACCAUUAACAGCCCUUACUGAGCCCCUGUAGACUCCCACAAUUGCAACUCUUGAGAAACACCAGGUUUAAUGUCCAAGGCCCUGCUGUUGAGUUGGGGAGAGAGAGGAAGGGAGGGCUUGAGGGAAAAAUUGAGAGACAGAGACCAAGAGCCUGAUUCUCUGUUUCCUUCUGGCUUUACUCCAUAUUUAAAUUCAAAUGAAGGUGCAAACCUGCUGAAAUACUUGUCUGUGGAAACUGGGUCGGGUCAGGAGACUAAACAACAUUUGGCUUUUUUCAGUAGCCACGUGCCUUCUGGUGCUGACAGCUCCUUCGUUACCAGAGCCUGUCUGACGUUGCCCUGCUCUCCUGCCGUCUUCUUGCUCCUGUCACUUCCCUGCAGAGAGAGCAGUUUGACUUUCAUCAUCAUAGUCACAACUCUCUUGACUCAAAAUUGAUUUUGUUUGUCCAGCUUGUGUAUUGCUUUUGUAUGGCUUUCCUAUAGCCCGAGGAUAUUUGCCUAAAAAUGUCUGAACAGUCACCAGAGCGUUUAUCGGGGAUGAGGAUAUAGGUUAUCACAGUGCUAAUCUCUUUUUGAAUAUCCUUUUGGAGUACUUCCCCCCAUCUGGAAAUAUGUAGGAGCUGUUUUGAUUUUGAACUUCUUUGGAUGGAUGGAACAUUGCUGCCUCAUAGACAUGCUCUGAUAAAGGUCAUCGCUGUUCAGCCUCCAAGUUUUGUGGGCCACAGAGUGUCCAUCUCUGAGGGGACAUCUCAGAGCUGGCUUUGUUUUUGCUUCUCUUUUCAAAAUCAUUCAUCUUCCCCAUGCUGUGUAAAAGAAAAGUUUGGAAGCUAUGGAUAGUGUAAUGGCUGGCUUGGCAAAAAGAUUUUAUGACAGGAAAUGGCUUGUGUGCUGUUUUGUUUGAGGAGGGUAAUUAUUGAUGUCCUAGAAUGUGAAAUUUUUGAGUGAGAGUAUGUACAUUUUAAAGAACAUUAUGACCUGUUCACUUUUAAAAGUUUAUAAUAUUUAUAAUGUACCUGGUCUGUACAAAUUAUAAAAAAUAAAAUCAAUCUUUAGUUGCAGUUGGUAAGAAUCCCAUUUUUAGGGCUUUCACACUAGCUUGUAAAGUCUUCCAGUUAAAAUUGAUGAAGAUUUUUAUGCCUGAUGUCGUUGUAUUAUUUGACACUGUAACUUGAUUAUUAGAGAUGGUCAGUGAAACUGCUUCCUCUUUAAGUCUUUUGUGAUUAACAAAAAAGUGCUUUGAAGACACUGAGAAUAGUUUAGAAGAUGACAGCACUGCUAUAGCCCUUGGGAACGAGUAGACCAGCCUGCUGGCUUUCAGGAAUGACAAGCCUUUGCUGGCAGAAACAGGUGAUCUCCGGAGAGCACAGGGCCAGUUCCAGGAACAGCCCCUGUGCUGUGUGUAGGUCUCUGGAUCAAGCAAGACCCAGGCCUUGUCUGUGCAGAGCAGUGUUGAAGGCGAACUAGUGCAGACCCUCUGCACAGGGCUGCCCAUGGCACCUGGUUCACAGAGUGAUGGCUAGCAGCAUCCUGGUCUCUAUGAAAAGCACCUUUUCUGUACUCAUCUCCCACAGCACGCAAGGACCGAUCAAGAGGCACACGAGAUCCUCCUGCUUUCUGGCUCUUCCGCCUAACCCUUCAGGUGAGCAUGGCGGAAAGCUGGGAGUCACGGCGCUGAGGGAGGUCGGUCGUGCUCAUGUGUCUGCUCACUCUGACAGAGGAGCCAGGACCCCGCCCUGCACGUUCCCAAAGCUCCAGGGCAUGCCCAGGGCCUGGGCCCCCAGGCACGACCAUCUCAUGGCUUCACGUCUGCUUCUCUGAUGGCCUGAGUCUCUCAGUUCUUUGAAGUGGGGAAGCCUAGUCCAGAAAAUGAAAACCCCCAGAGCAGCUUAACCUCACUUUAACCAAGUGCCAACGCCACUGAUAAUUUUGAUCAAGCAGCAAAAUCAGUCCACGUUGUACCAGUCAACGGCUGGCAAGUGUUCAUGCCUCUUCUUUUUGAAUGAAGGUGAUGCACAGUUUUCUAUUGGAUUUUUAAUCCUAAAAUUAGUGAUUUUUCUCGAGCAUGAAACAAAUGUAGGUCACUGCAUUAAGGUCAGCAGGGACAUUAAAGCUCAUGGAGUCCCAUCUCUCACCUGCAGGGAUCCCCAGCCCUGCUCCCCUGCCUCUCCUUUGCCUUCUGCCCAUGGCCACUACCCUUCACCAGAACCGCUGGGGGGCUCUGCUUGUAGUUCCGCUUUAUACUGAGCCAAAACUGGCCUCUUGGUAACACUUGUCACAGUUCUGCUGGGACAGCCCGGGCUGGUGCUGCUCACCUGUCCCUUGCAACAGACUUUUGGACAUUGUCACACCUCGUCACAUCUCUGCCCUCCCCCAGUCCGCUACAAGCUAACUGCCCAGUGCUUUUUUAACUGGUCCUCUUCCCCGAUGAUAUCUACCAGGGCUGCCCUUCAGGAAAAGUGCCCCAACAAGCCCGUGUUAUUCUAAAAAGGCUGUGGCCAGAUUUAGCAGGGCCAGGACUCAGCAAGGGCACAGCCUUCAGGUGGCCCUCACCUGCAGACACCAAGAACGUGCCACCUCACGUCAUGUCCCCUGGUCUGGUCCCCUGCCCUGGGGCUUGGUCACACGAGGCUGGGCCAAACAGCUAAGUUCACUUCCCCUGGGCACUUGGGCAGUACCAGCUCUCAGCAGCUGUGCCCUAUGGCUGGCACGUUCAAUUAGUGACAAGUUCAAACUCCACACCUUGGCGACUUAACAUCGGUUGCUGCCAAAGGCUGUUCGCAUCACCUGUCAGCAUGAGAGGUCUACGGAGGGUGCUUUGUACUUUCCAAAACUGCUCUUCAUUUUGGACCAACCUUACAGCUUACUUUGAGGUGGUAGCUGAAUUUUUUUUCUGCUCAGCUAACUUGUCUUAUUAAGGAAAAUAGAGUAUAAUGUUGGGAAAAUGUUGCUUUUAAAAAAAGAAUCCUUUGCUGUGAUCUUCUGUUUGCCUCUGAGUCAUACUGGAUAAAAUUCUUGGCUGGCAGCCAGGUGCUAUUACUGCCCUUGUUCUGGUCCCUGAUGAUCCUCACACUUAAUAGAGGCAUCGUGUGUCCUGGGAAGAUACUGUUGAAGUUUCCUUCAAUCUGGACAUUGUUGUCAUACUCUGAUGACAAUUACUUGAAAAAAAUAAACUACUGACCUUACUUUGGGAUAAUAAAAUCACUAAGAAAUG
This is a messenger RNA of Manis pentadactyla (Chinese pangolin), 12034 nucleotides long. It is a transcript of the gene EPG5, whose product is annotated as ectopic P-granules 5 autophagy tethering factor. Lineage: Eukaryota; Metazoa; Chordata; Mammalia; Pholidota; Manidae. Bases 85 to 7824 code for a protein of 2579 amino acids. Gene Ontology annotation, cellular component: cytoplasm. The transcript has 44 exons. The record is from RefSeq and is a predicted model, not a curated record. Gene Ontology annotation, biological process: autophagosome maturation.